AUGAAUAACGUGAGCCAGCCGUGCCUUGUGGUGGCAGGGAAGCCGGAGCCGUCGGUGCGCUGGCUGCUGGACGGCGAGGUGGUGGACGCCGACUGCGAGCGGCGCGUCGCGGGCGUCGUGGAGAACCGGCUGGCGUUCCGCGGCGUGGCGCGCCGACACCUGGGCGCCGUCUUCUCCUGCCAGGCGCGCAACACGCCGCUCGUGGAGCCGCGCCGCGUCGCCCUCACGCUCGACCUGCACCCGCCGGCUCAGUUGCAGAGUGGUCCAGUGAGUGUGCUGGAGGUGGUGACGCGUGCCUUGGUGUGUGUGGCAGUGCGUCCGCUGUGGGUGCGCGUGCUGGACCGGCCGGGGCAGCUGGUGGCGGGCCGCCGCUACGCGGUGCGCUGCGAGACUGCGGGGUCGCGGCCGCCGGCGGUGCUCACCUGGUACAAGGCGUCGCGCCCGCUGCGCAGGACCAAGGAGGAGACGGCGGAGAACACGACGGUGAGCGAGCUGACGCUGGUGGCCGCCACGGACGACGACGGCAAGGUGGUGACGUGCCGCGCAGAGAACCCCAACGUGACCGGCGCCUACCUCGAGACCAGCUUCACGCUCACCGUCGUCUAUCCACCUAUAGUGUCGCUCCUCCUGGGAUCCACACUGAACGCGGACGACAUCAAGGAGGGCGACGACGUCUACUUUGAGUGCCAAGUCAGGGCCAACCCACCCUGGCGUAGGCUCUCCUGGCUGCACAACGACGUGCCGUUGGCGCACAACCCGGCCGAGCGCGUGAUCCGUAGCAAUCAGAGCCUCGUGCUGCAGAAGGUCAGCCGCCAGAACGCCGGCCGCUACGUCUGUGUCGCCUCCAACGGAGAGGGCGAGACUCCAUCCAACGUCCUCACGCUCAGGGUCAAGUACGCGCCGCGGUGCUCCGAGGAGCGGGCAGUGGUGGUGGGCGCGUCGCGCUCGGAGACGCUGGACGUGUGGUGCCGCGUGCAGAGCGACCCGCCGGCGCGCGCCUUCCGCUGGAAGUUCAACAACUCGGGCGAGACGAUGGAGGUGGACAGCAAGCACUUCGCCAGCAACGGCAGCCUGUCACUGCUGCGCUACACGGUGCGCUCCGACCUCGACUACGGCACGCUGCUCUGCUGGUCCGACAACGCCGUCGGCGCGCAGGCCGCGCCCUGCGUCUUUCAGGUAGUGGCCGCAGGGCGACCGUUCCCGGUGCGCAACUGCUCGCUGUGGAACCAGACGGCGUCCUCCGUGGAGGUGGUGUGCCAGCCGGGCUUCGACGGCGGCCUGCCGCAGCACUUCGUGCUGGAGCUGCACGCCGCUCCCGCCUCCAGAGCCGGCACCGCUUCCAGCUCCAGCGCCAGCGCGCGCCUCAACCUCACCGCCAGCGACUUCCCCUCCUUCGUGCUCACCGACCUCGAGCCCGACCUGACCUUCUGGGCUGCCAUCUACGCCGUCAACGCCAAGGGCCGCAGCGUGCCAGUGCUCAUCGAGGAGAUCACCUCCAGGGACGCGGAGCGCAGAACAGGCGACGAGUCGCUGUCGGCGGCGCCAGUGAUGGGCGCCGUGCUGGGGGUGUCCCUGACGCUGCUGGCCGUGGCCCUUGGGGCUGCCGCGACGCUCAGCCGGCGAUCCAGGAGGCGGCGCCACCUGCCUGGCGGAGGGCUGCGAGCGUCGGGCGACCGCGUGCCGCUGUCCGCGCCGUCGCUUGGCAACGGCAGCGUGGUGUCCCCGGCUCUGGCGGGCAGCCUGGUGUCUCCGCCGGCCAGCAAGCUGCCCACGCCGCAGGGCUCCCUCACUCUGGUCUCGCCGCAGGGCCCGCUCGAUGCGGCCAGCAUGCUCACUCCACUGGGCUCAGCGCUCUGGCCCAGGACAGUCUCACCGCCACCCGUAACGGUGCGUACUGCACCUGCUGCUGAGUUGUAA
This is a messenger RNA of Schistocerca serialis cubense, 1917 nucleotides long. RefSeq names its product nephrin-like. Lineage: Eukaryota; Metazoa; Arthropoda; Insecta; Orthoptera; Acrididae. The record is from RefSeq and is a predicted model, not a curated record. The transcript is spliced from 10 exons. Gene Ontology annotation, molecular function: protein binding. Bases 1 to 1917 code for a protein of 638 amino acids.